Dufourea novaeangliae is the source of this 1158-nucleotide messenger RNA. RefSeq names its product COUP transcription factor 2-like. The coding region runs from base 1 to 1158 and encodes 385 amino acids. Gene Ontology annotation, molecular function: nuclear receptor activity; zinc ion binding; RNA polymerase II cis-regulatory region sequence-specific DNA binding. The record is from RefSeq and is a predicted model, not a curated record. NCBI's taxonomy places the organism in Eukaryota, Metazoa, Arthropoda, Insecta, Hymenoptera, Halictidae. The transcript is spliced from 8 exons. Gene Ontology annotation, biological process: cell differentiation; regulation of transcription by RNA polymerase II; anatomical structure development.
AUGGAGGACAACAGUCGAAGCGAGACUCUGUGCAAAGUCUGCGGGGACAAGGCUUCUGGAAAGCAUUACGGAGUGCCCAGCUGCGAUGGAUGUCGCGGUUUUUUCAAGCGGUCGAUCCGCAGGAAUCUGGACUACGUCUGCAAGGAAAAUGGUCGCUGCAUCGUGGACGUUUCACGACGCAAUCAGUGCCAGGCAUGUCGUUUCACCAAGUGCCUUCAGGUUAACAUGAAACGAGACGGUACGCUUCGUUUCACCGGUUUCUCAACAUUAACUAAUAUAAAAACUAAAAAACGCGAAAGACUUAAUAAUAUAGAGGAAGAAAUGUGGCGGAAUCAUCCCCUUUUAUAUCCAGCCCUAUUUCCCUUCAAACCAACGAUUUCGUCAGCUUUCACUCCAUCGGUUGCGCACUUUUUGCCGCGAUCCCCAACCGAACCUCUGUCAGUGACAGCCGCCAAAGAGGAUGAGGUGACAAGCUCCGAGGAAGCUGGAACGAUAGAAACUAGAAUUGAGCCAAAGGAGGAUUUACUAAGUACUCGAUUAGCACCGCCAAUCAUCAACUCUGCAUCGGCGGAGUAUAUACCAAAUUUCUCCAUUUUACCUACGGAAAAUAUCUACGAAUUCGCGGCGAAACUGUUGUUCUUUGCUGUCAGAUGGGCACGAAGUAUUCACUCCUUCUUACAACUGCCAUACAGAGACCAGACGAUUCUCCUGGAAGAAUCUUGGAGCGAGUUGUUCGUCCUGACAGCCGCACAGUGGAAUUUUCCUGUUGAAGAAUCCGCAUUGGUACCCAAUGAUAUAUCGUCCGAGAGAAAAGAAAUACUUGUCGAUGAGGUGAGGAGAUUGAGGGAGUUACUGGGAAAAUGCGCAGUUCUCAGAGUCGACCAUUCAGAGUACGCUUGUCUGAAGGCAAUCGUUCUGUUCAAAGGAGAAUCCCGAGGACUUUGUGAAAGAGGAAGAGUAGCUGCGUUGCAAGAGCAAACGGUUGCGGUGUUUUGCGAAAGGGAUGCUCGGAGGGUUGGACGACUUUUGUUAUUGUUACCCCCAGCGCGUGCCCUCUGUCGAUCAACAUUGCAAGAAUUAUUGUUCAAACCAACGGUAGGUGACGUUAGUGUCGAACGACUAUUGGGGGACAUGGUGAGCGCGCUUAGACCGACAUAA